Messenger RNA from Candidula unifasciata, 1026 nucleotides. Lineage: Eukaryota; Metazoa; Mollusca; Gastropoda; Stylommatophora; Geomitridae. The record is from the annotation of a GenBank genome assembly.
AUGUCAGCCAACAUGAGUAUGUUGUCGCCAAUGAUCAAUCAAACAUCAGCCGCCCUACUGGUCAGUAACGAACUCGCUUCCACAAUCAUGUUAAUAUUUGAACGUUUUCUCUUUCCUUGUAUUGGCGUGUUGGGUAUAGCAGGCAAUGUGACUGGCAUUGUCGCACUGACACGCGAAGGAUUUAGGAACAAUUCCAAUGUACUGCUCUUGUCAUUGUCUGUGUCUAACGUUCUCUUCUUGAUUGGUAUCAACAACAUUCUAGUUCAUAUUUAUAACAGCAGUGAUCGUGCAGGAUUCUCCUUCUCUGAAGCUAUCAACUACGUGUGUUAUAUACUGCUAUUAAUAUGGAGCUUACCGUACACAAUGGGAGUAUUUACAGGUCCACUCAUCCCUGUUCUAAUAACAGGUGAACGUAUUCUAGUCAUUUUCGGCCCAUUCAGGGCCCAUGUAAUUCUAACACCACGGCGGACAAUAGCAGUCCUUCUUUGCUUCUAUCUUCUGACUGUGGUCUUGUUUGUAUAUCAUGAGAUACUUGGCUUACAGUUGAAGACGUAUGUUAUAAAUAGUGUAACUACCUCGCUUAUUGUCAGCAGUGAUAUGCGGAGAAAUCAUAUCGACAUUGGUCUGGUUGAUUUGAUGGAAACUGUAGUUAAUUACCUGACAGGAAUAAUUCCACUGUCUCUGAUAACCGUGGGUUGUGUUGUUAUCGGAAUCAAAAUCAUAUGCGUCACCAAGAGACGCCGACAGUUGACCUCCAGUAAGGUCAAAGCCAACACUAAACACGGUAUUACGAAGACAACGAAAACUUUACUGAAGAUUUGCUUGCUGUAUAUUUGCUGUUACGGUUUUGGGUUUUCUCUCAUAUUCAUUUUUGAUAGUGAACUUUUGAAACACGAAUCGUCACUCAAACUUGUUAUGAUACAAGUUCAAGAUUUGUUAAUGUGUACAAACUGUCUCGGAGACUUUUUUAUUUACUGUGCAUCAAACAAGAGGUUGUGGAAGUCAGUUACUGCGUGGCAGAGAUGA